AUAGCCACUAGCUACAUAUAUUUAUUCUGUCAUUCUCAACCAAAAAGCUAUGUUAUCAUCAACAUAUUGAAAAUCCACAUAUAGUUAUCCUUCCCUCUUUCUCAAUCUCUUUCUUGAUUAUGCACUUAGGCAAAAUCCUAGCUUAACCUAAGAGAUUAAUGAUUAUUUGUCUGUCUCAAGAGUAUUAAUUAACCUUGUUUUGCUUCUUGCUGCAGCUAGCUUAAUAAAUUGACAAACUCAGAAGAUGUUGUGGUUCUUUCAACUUCAACAAAAAAGCUAAGAGUAGUACUACUUGUGCUUGUAUAUCCGUCCUUCUCAAAGCUCUAGUCCCACUUCAAUGUAUCCGUCAAGCAACAGCUGUAAUUACAGCCUCAAUAUUUCCUCCUCAAAUAACUUAUUCCACAUUCCAUCUCCUAAUUCUAUGCAAUAUGAACACGAACUUUUCCAAUAUUUUCAUGACCAUCAUCUCCUUCAACCCCAACAACAACUACUCUUGACUACACCUGAUCAUUACAUGGCAGCAGAUUCCAACAAAGAUACCGUAAUCAGUAGUACUAAUCAAGAUCCUGAAGAAGUUGAAUUACAAGGCAGCUGCAACAACAAAAAAGGUGACAAUAAGAGAGUUGCUGCAGCUUACAAGAAAGAUAGACACAGCAAGAUUAAUACUGCUCGCGGCCCUAGAGAUCGAAGAAUGAGACUUUCUCUCGAUGUUGCUCGCAAAUUUUUCAAUUUGCAAGACUUGCUUGGAUUUGAUAAGGCCAGCAAAACUGUAGAGUGGUUACUAACAAAGUCCAAAUCUGCUGUCAAUGAGCUCGUCCAAGGCAUAAAUAAAGAAAAUUGCAGUACUGCUAAUAUUGGUGCAAUUAGUACAUCCUCUACUACAUCUGAGUGUGAAGUUGUAUCAGGAUUUGAUGAAUCUACAACCACUAAUGAUAUUCAGAAGCAGCCAAAUAGAGGUAAAGUAGGGGAGAAGAAGAAGGCUAAUAAACUAGUUCGUAGAGCUGCAUUUAAUCCAGUGGCAAAGGAAUCAAGGAAACAAGCUAGAGCGAGGGCAAGGGAGAGAACAAAAAUAAAGAAAAGCUUCUUAAAUAUUGGUGAUCAGUCUAUGGCGGCUGAUGAAUUAAAACGAUUAGGAUGUUGGAGUCCUUUUGAAACAGGUGAAGAAUCAGGUAUUCAAGGUACUAAUCAUCAAGUUGAAGAACACAUUACGCACAACGAGGAGCAUAUUUUAGGGACUAAAGAGAAUGUUGAUGACUGUAAUUUGGUUGUUACUGGCAACUGGAACCCAUAUACCAUCUUCAAUUAUCACCACAAUACUGAAAUUUCUCACGAGCAACAAUUUACAAACUUCCAGUUUUCUGGGAAGUUUUGGGAAGCUUAGGAGAAGGAAAUUCAAUGCGCCACCUGUUGUUGAUUUAGUGCAACUCAACCAGAAGAAGACUAUUUGGUUCCAUUGGUAAUGUAAAAUAAAUUUGUCUAUUUCAUUUUGCGUAUUCUAUGAAUAACUUGUUUGUAAAUAGAUUGAUCCUUUUUUUUUCUCUUCCUUUAGUCAUUCCAAAAAUGUAAUCAAAAUUAAUUUUGAAUUUUAA
Molecule: messenger RNA, 1589 nt
Organism: Nicotiana attenuata
Lineage: Eukaryota; Viridiplantae; Streptophyta; Magnoliopsida; Solanales; Solanaceae
Product: transcription factor DICHOTOMA-like
Exons: 2
Coding region: 338-1381 (347 amino acids)
Biological process (GO): regulation of secondary shoot formation
Cellular component (GO): nucleus
Molecular function (GO): sequence-specific DNA binding; DNA-binding transcription factor activity
Source: RefSeq, a predicted model, not a curated record